AGUGGUCAUGAUUGCAGCUGAAUGAAAUAUCAUUGAUAUAUAAAUGAAUGAAUUUUGAUGUAUCCGAAAGUCUGAGAUAAACAAUGAAAGUGUUUGUUUUACUAGUACUUAGUGUUUACAUUCUCAUUGAAAAUGAGGCAGCUAUGACUGAUGCUCAGUUGAAAGCUGCUCUCAAAUUAUUGAGGAAUGUUUGCCAACCCAAGAAUAAAGCAACAAAUGAGCAAAUUGAAGCUAUGCAUAAAGGAGACUGGAACCAAGACAAAAAUGGGAUGUGUUACAUGCAUUGUGUACUGAACAUGUAUAAAUUGAUCAAGAAAGACAACACAUUGGAUUAUGAAGUUGGUAUGAGCACUAUAGAGGCACAGGCUCCUGAUUCAAUAAAAGCUACAGCUAUACAUUCGCUAAAUUCCUGUAAAGAUGCUGCUAAAACUACUAGCGAUAAAUGUAUAGCAGCUUUCGAAAUUGCCCACUGUUUAUAUUUGGAUAAUCCACCGGCCUACUUCUUGCCUUAAGAAAUUACAUGGAUUUGGGACCAGAUAGAUGGAAUCUAAAAUUGACUAAAAUUGAUCAAUAAUAAUUUAUUAUAUUAUGAUGUUAUACAUUAUAUGAUGAAAUGAAAUAUGAUUUUAACAGAAAA
Messenger RNA from Harmonia axyridis, 637 nucleotides. Its product is annotated as general odorant-binding protein 72-like. Lineage: Eukaryota; Metazoa; Arthropoda; Insecta; Coleoptera; Coccinellidae. The transcript is spliced from 7 exons. Gene Ontology annotation, molecular function: odorant binding. The record is from RefSeq and is a predicted model, not a curated record. Bases 84 to 512 code for a protein of 142 amino acids.